AGUAAGUAACAGUAGUUGGGUGUCAGCAGGAGGAGUACGGGUGUGCGUGACGCCCAAGACAGAGCCCGCCUGCAAGGCCAUGGUUGAGGACCUCGCCGCCACCACCAUCACCGCCCAGUGUGUCCUCGGGGACGACAGGUACCACUGCUUGCGGAUGGUGAUGCAGAAGCAGGCAGAUGUGAUGAGGGCCGAGCCUGAGGACGUCUUCCUGGCCAGGGAGCUCUAUAACUCUCAGAUCCACGUCCUGGCUGAGACCAGGACUGCUGAGGAGAAGAAUGAGGCUUGGAGGUACCAAGGUGUGGCUGUGAUCAGGAGAAGCAAGGUCAAGAGUGUGGCUGACCUCAAGGGCUCCAAGUCCUGCCAUACCGGCUACGCCAGGAAUGCCGGCUGGAAUAUACCAUUCUCCCAUCUCUUAGAGAAAGGUGAAAUCAAGCUGGACUGCACCCAGGAGAGGACAGUGGUGGAGCAUGAUCUGAAAGCCGCUUCUUCCUACUUUGGACUCGCCUGUAUCCCCGGAGACUGGACCCCUGACAACGAAACCGAUGCCAGACUCAAGGAAGCAUACAACAACCUGUGCACCAUGUGUGGAAACCCUGGACGCUGUGAUAAUGUUGAUGAGCACGCUGGAUACGCAGGGGCCCUCCGCUGCCUGGUGGAGUCGCAUGGGGAUGUUGCCUGGACCAAACUCUCUGCUGUGACACAGUAUUUCAAAAUUAAAACAGACGUCUCAACUACGGACUUCGGACUACUUUGCCCUGACGGUCGGAUCCUGGACUUGGACUCUACAAAACCUUGCCACUGGGCAGCCCGGCCAUGGAACUCCUGGAUUGCACGAGCUUCUAAUGAGAACAAGAAGGGUAUAGUGUCCGAGCUAACCAAACUGGUGACAGAAGCGACCCUUCCCGCUGAGGAGGGUGCACCGCCUCUCAGACCUUGGGCCAAGGCUGUACUUGGUAUCGACUCCCCGUCAGUGAUCCACGCUCGCUCUCCUCCCAUCACUCCUCAUGACUAUCUAAAAGAACCUGGCUAUGACGCGACCAUUGAACGUCUUGGGUGCUCUGAGGUGCCAGUGAAGCUGUGUGUCGACUCUCAGCUGGCUAAGGACAAGUGUCUGGCUCUCAGCCAGGUGCUUAAGUCCCGCAGAAUCCGUCCCGCACUGGAGUGUGUGAUGCCUGCAUCUUUAGAUGACUGUCUGACCAUGGUGGCAAGUGGAUCUGCACACAUCACUACGGUUGAUGGCGGUGACGUCUUCCGAGGGCAUGUGGAGUAUGGGUUGGUGCCAGUGAUCUCGGAACGAUACGGACAACUUGAUGCCUCCUACUUCGCAGUAGCUGUAGUCCACGCCAAUUCCGGCAUCACUUCUCUCAGCCAGCUCCAGGGCAAGAAGUCGUGCCACACUGGCAUCGACAAGACAGCGGGCUGGAAGAUCCCAGUAGUCACGCUGUUGGAGGCGGGCCUGUUGAAAGCAGGAAACUGUGACUAUGCUGGCGAGUUGGGAAACUUCUUCAGCAGCUCGUGUGCUCCAGGGGCCAAGGAUCCCAAAUAUGAUCCCAAGGGCACUAAUCCCCAGUCUCUGUGUGACCUGUGUGUCGGCAAUGAUGUGGCAGGAGUGAGUGGGCCAGCAUAUUCAGGUGCAAGCACAAGUGGGAAAUGCGAGAGGAGCGAUAACGAGGCCUUCUAUGGGUACACUGGUGCCUUUAGAUGCCUGGUACAAGGGGGUGGGGAUGUAACCUUUGUCAAACACUCAACUGUACAAGAAAACACCAAUGGCAACAAUGAGGCCGAGUGGGCCAAGAACCUUCGAGCUCUGGAUUUCAAACUGCUGUGUAAGGACUCCGGCACCGCAGACAUUGUUGACUACAACACUUGCCACCUCGCAAGGGUUCCAUCACACAAGGUAUUGACAGGUAUUAAAUCAAAUAGUGUGAUGUUGGAAGAGAUAAGAAUCUUACUGCUGCGUGCUUCACAGGUGCUUCCCAAGGGCCAGGAUGUCUUCACUAUGUUUGGACCUUUCCAGGGUAGACAGGAUGUUAUAUUCAAGGACUCUGCUACAGAGCUGGUUAACGUCCGGCAAGACACCUUCCACCAGUCGCUGGAAGACUCAUACUACCGUGCCCUCACUGAGCUAAGCACCUGCCGCCCCAAAGAAACUCAACUGCAUUUUACCAUGACUGGAGGCGCUCUUGCUCAUGGGCCAUUCUACUUCCUUCACCUGGUUGUGUGUGCAGUCAUCGUCUGGCUCCACUCGGGCUAACCCUUGGACAGUACAGCUAAGAGAUGCUGUAGUUCUAAAUGACUUGUUGAAUGAGAUACUGUAUAAUGUACGUAUUUACAUUUUACUGUACUAGUGUGAUGACAAUUUGCAUACAAGGAAAACAUAAUACUAUUGGCUCCAUGUCAUGUAUAUACACGUUGAUCUGUAGUAAAUCGCGCAGCCCACAAGGUGGGUAUGGGGUGUAUAAUAAAUGAACUAAAUUAAAAAAAAAACUUAAGAGAUGGUUGAGGUCCAAUUCUUGAACGUAUUUUACUAUAAAAUAAUUGAUAUAUACAGUACAUUAAACUGUGUAACUAAUGUAUCAAGUUUGUAUCUUGCUUAACUAAAUGAAUUCUGUGGUUCCGUGCCUGGACCCAUUGUGUGUGUGUGUGUGUGUGUGUAAUUACCUAAGUGUAAUUACUUAAGUGUAGUUACAGGAUGAGAGCUACGCUCGUGGUGUCCCGUCUCCCCAGCACUCUUUGUCAUAUAAUGC
Messenger RNA from Procambarus clarkii (red swamp crayfish), 2747 nucleotides. RefSeq names its product transferrin. Gene Ontology annotation, biological process: iron ion transport. The record is from RefSeq and is a predicted model, not a curated record. Gene Ontology annotation, cellular component: recycling endosome; early endosome; plasma membrane. Lineage: Eukaryota; Metazoa; Arthropoda; Malacostraca; Decapoda; Cambaridae.